Syngnathus acus (greater pipefish) is the source of this 1583-nucleotide messenger RNA. It is a transcript of the gene ctsba, whose product is annotated as cathepsin Ba. The transcript has 11 exons. Bases 123 to 1115 code for a protein of 330 amino acids. Gene Ontology annotation, molecular function: cysteine-type endopeptidase activity. Gene Ontology annotation, cellular component: lysosome. The record is from RefSeq and is a predicted model, not a curated record. Lineage: Eukaryota; Metazoa; Chordata; Actinopteri; Syngnathiformes; Syngnathidae. Gene Ontology annotation, biological process: regulation of catalytic activity.
ACUAGUCACGUGAUUUCACAUCUAACUAUAUCCGCUGACUGUCGCAUAGUUGAUUUCACUGUCACUCACCGUCAACCAGCAAUCCGAGCAAUCUUUUCACCAAAGAACUAGCUGCAGGCAACAUGUGGCGUGCGUCCCUCCUCUUAUUGGCUGCCGGCUUGUCACUAAGCUUGGCUAAACCUCCCAUCCACCCGUUGUCCACUGAGAUGGUUGACCACAUCAACAAGAAGAACACUACCUGGAGGGCCGCUCUCAACUUUCAGAAGGCCGACUACAGUUAUGUGAAGAAACUCUGUGGAACGUUUCUCAAGGGACCCAAGCUUCCUGUCAUGGUUCAGUAUGCUGACAAUGUGUGGUUGCCAAAGAACUUUGACUCCAGGGAGCAGUGGCCUGACUGCCCCACACUGAAGGAGAUCAGAGACCAAGGCUCCUGUGGGUCCUGCUGGGCAUUUGGUGCCGUGGAAGCCAUAUCCGACCGUGUGUGCAUCCACAGCAAUGCCAAGGUCAGCGUGGAAGUCUCGGCAGAGGACCUGCUGUCCUGUUGCGAUGGUUGUGGCAUGGGAUGUAAUGGUGGCUACCCGUCAGCAGCCUGGGAAUUCUGGACUGGUGAGGGACUGGUCUCUGGUGGGCUGUAUAACUCCCACAUUGGUUGCCGGCCCUACACCAUCGCGCCUUGCGAGCACCACGUCAACGGUAGCCGACCUCCCUGCACUGGCGAGGAAGGACACACACCCAAGUGCAUAUCCAUGUGUGAACCCGGUUACACGCCCAGCUACACGCAGGACAAGCAUUAUGGUAAAACGUCUUACAGCGUUUUGUCAGAGCCAGAACAGAUUCAGAUGGAAAUAUACCAGAAAGGCCCAGUAGAGGGAGCCUUCACGGUGUAUUCGGACUUCGUUCUAUACAAGUCUGGUGUGUAUCAGCAUGUGUCUGGGUCCAUGCUGGGUGGGCACGCCAUCAAGAUCCUUGGCUGGGGUGAGGAAGAUGGUGUCCCCUACUGGCUCUGUGCCAACUCCUGGAACACUGACUGGGGUGAUAAUGGGUUCUUUAAAAUCUUGCGUGGAUCAAAUCACUGUGGCAUUGAGUCUGAAGUUGUGGCGGGUGUCCCCAAGUAAACUCGAAGGUCUUUGUGUUCGUUCAUUCGACAUUUGCUCGCUAGAGGGCGACAUACUCCACCUGCCUGCACUGAAAUGUCCCUGUGUUAUUCUAGUUUUGUCCGCAGUUCACUUUUACUAGUAGCAAGAUUUUUAUUUGUAGGUUGAUUUUUAGAAUGUCUACAAUCACUGUAUGUGCCUGAAAACAAUGUUUUCUUUUUUUUAUUAUUUGACUGUCAAAGAUGGUUUUAUUCAUGUCAGACUUUCCCAGCCUACAAAUUUGAUCGGCCAACUUAACUAUCUUGAAUGUAUCCUAUGUGUUGUCAAUACAGCUUCUGCAUUGUGAUUUUACUUUUUUGUGUGCCAUUCUGUCUAUCAUUAAGGACAGAGUUUAAAAGUUUGUGAUUUUAAUCACCUCUCUCCAGUGAACAAAAUGCUGGCAUACAACUGUUAAACUGAAUAAAAUUUUUAGUUUGGUUCUCAUUCUGA